This is a messenger RNA of Lentinula edodes (shiitake mushroom), 879 nucleotides long. RefSeq lists its product as uncharacterized. The annotation marks the transcript as partial. The record is from RefSeq and is a predicted model, not a curated record. The transcript is spliced from 2 exons. Lineage: Eukaryota; Fungi; Basidiomycota; Agaricomycetes; Agaricales; Omphalotaceae.
CUCGUUGACAUUCAAGACCGCAUCAUUGCCGUUCUUGGCGGCGUUCCCAGUGGCUCAGUAGGAUAUGAGUGGAAGAGUGUCGAAUCUGACGCUACUAGUGCUAUGAAGCAAUGCUUUGAGGCCAGUACUUUCACGCAAGCUCAGAAGCACGGCCGGCGCGGAGAUUUCGCUUCUAGAACUGUAGGUUAUGGCUAUGGAAAUGGGCGGGUGAAGCCACAGAAUUACAAGAUCUCCGGUAGAGCCAACCAGAAGGCUAUGCGCGAGCUCCUACAGAACAGGUCCAUCCGGCGCAUAUCAGGCUUCACAAAUGUAUUGUUCAACAGCUUCUGCCAUAAGAACUAUGUCGAAUACAACACCACACAUCACGAGCUUCUCCAAAAGCAUCCAGGUCUUCGAAACGCCUUCCCUCACACUUCGUUUGCUGCUGUUACCUUCAACUUGGGACCACAAUCGUAUUCUCCGCCUCACAUGGAUCCUGACAACCGAGCCUCAGGGUGGUGUGUAGAUACUGCCAUGGGCCCUUUUGACCCCGACAAAGGUGGUCAACUAGUCCUUUGGGACUUGAAGCUGGUCAUCCGGUUUCCCCCAGGCUCCAGCAUUCUCUUUCCGUCUGCACUGAUCACACAUUCAACUAUACCCAUACAACCUCAUGAAACUCGCUACGCCAUGAUCCAAUAUUCCUCCGGUGGAAUUUUCCGAUGGCGCGACAACGGCUUUCAGUCAGACAAAUCUUUUUUGGCUAAGGCUAUGUUAAGAUCAUGUACACCGUGUAACCGUGCCAAGGCCACAGGGUGUCUAAGUGCGGAAGACGAAUGGGACAGUAGUGAAGUUAUUAACAACACCGCCGUUACGCCGUUAGUCCCCGGAGAGCGAGAGUAG